AUGGUGGACAGCGUGUACCGGACCCGCUCCCUGGGGGUGGCGGCUGAAGGGCUCCCGGACCAGUACGCGGACGGAGAGGCGGCGCGCGUGUGGCAGCUCUACAUCGGGGACACCCGCAGCCGCACUGCGGAGUACAAGGCCUGGCUGCUCGAGCUACUGCGCCAGCACGGCUGCCAGCGGGUGCUCGACGUGGCCUGCGGCACCGGGGUGGACUCCAUCAUGCUGGUGGAAGAGGGCUUCAACGUGACAAGCGUGGAUGCCAGUGACAAGAUGCUGAAGUAUGCUCUCAAGGAGCGCUGGAACCGGAGGCAUGAUCCUGCCUUUGACAAGUGGGUCAUUGAAGAAGCUAACUGGAUGACUCUGGACAAAGAUGUGCCCCAGCCACCAGGGGGUGGCUUUGAUGCUGUCAUCUGCCUUGGAAACAGUUUUGCCCACCUGCCAGACUGCAAAGGGGACCAGAGUGAGCACCGGCUGGCCCUGAGGAACAUCGCAAGCAUGGUGCGGUCAGGGGGCGUGCUGGUCAUUGAUCACCGCAACUACGACCACAUCCUCAGCACAGGGUGCGCACCCCCAGGAAAAAACAUCUACUAUAAGAGUGACUUGACCAAGGACAUCACGACGUCAGUGCUGACCGUGAACAACAAGGCCCACAUGGUGACCCUGGAUUACACGGUGCAGGUGCCGGGGGCUGGCCAGAACGGUUCUCCUGGCUUGAGUAAGUUCCGGCUCUCCUACUACCCUCACUGCCUGGCAUCCUUUACGGAGUUGCUUCAAACAGCCUUCGGGGGCAAGUGCCAGCACAGCGUCCUGGGCGACUUCAAACCUUACAAGCCAGGCCAGGCUUACAUUCCCUGCUAUUUCAUCCACGUGCUCAAGAAGAUGGCCUGA
Messenger RNA from Rangifer tarandus platyrhynchus (Svalbard reindeer), 888 nucleotides. NCBI's taxonomy places the organism in Eukaryota, Metazoa, Chordata, Mammalia, Artiodactyla, Cervidae. The record is from the annotation of a GenBank genome assembly.